CGCAUCGUCGUCAACUCUUUAUGGUUGCCUGCUCCUCAACGCCGCAUCGCCUCGCUGGCAAAUCGCCUUCGACAAACGCUUUCCAAUUCUGCACAUGCCCCUACGAGGCCCUCCAACAGCAUCGGAGGGGAUCUGGGCCUCGUCUUCGCGUGCCGCGCGUGUGUGGCUAGGGACUUGAUGAUGCCCGCGGCUUGAGCGCACCAUUAGCCGCCAAAGUCACCCAGACCCCCAUCAUGGAUGCUACCCCGUCCCAGUCCAACGCGCUGGUGCGCAAGAGGACCGAUACAGACCUCAUGCCGCCUCCGCCGCAGGUCAAGAAGAUCAAGCGCCCCCGACAAGUCCUGGCUGAAGAUGAUUACACCGACACAUUGGCGCACAUUAUUGCCAGAGACUACUUCCCCGGCAUCGAGGUGGCGUCCCUCCAAAGCGACUACCUGAAUGCCGUGGAGUCGAGAGACCCUAUCCAAAUCGCCAGCGCGGGUAGAGUUUUGCAGGAAGCUAUGACACCGGGGCGGCGCAGGACACCCUUUCGAGCGAGCGCAACACAGGCAGGCGGACGAACCCCAAGCACGUACGCGGGAGACACGCCCGCUUCGAUAGCGUCGACUGCUGCUACCAUAGACAAGCCAGCGCCAGGCUCUAACAUGAGCCUCACCAAGUUUCAGUCGACUUACACGAGCGAAGACAACGAAAGUUUCUACAAGCUGGUCGACAAACAGAACCAGAAGAGGGCCGACAGGAACGCCUGGAUGUGGAACAGCAACAAGCUCCCGUCGAAGCAAAUGAUCAAGCAGAAAGAAGUCACCGAUAAACUGGCCGAGACCGGCAAACUCAUUGACGAUGGCUUCAUCAAGCGCGAUCGCCUUGCUAUCAAGGACUCGGACGACCGCCCUGCACGUCCCGACUCCUGGAACGCGAACCCGAGGAACGGCCUGAUGUUUGCGCCAGACGAGCUGGGCGAUGGCGUCGCCACGGUUGCUCAGCGGGCGGAGGAGGCAUCUCGGAUGGCACCCAAGACUAUCGUGCUGGAGAAUACUAGAAUCCCUCAGCCUCAUGUCCCGCAGCGUCCUCCAUCACCGACCUUGUCGUCUGUCCGCGAUGCGAUUGCAGGUAGGCCACGGCAGCAAUAUCAGGAUUCGAGCGUCGACGGAGGAGGCGAAACGCCGAGGGUCAGAGGCUACGCUUUUAUCGACGACAAUGAGUCUGAGCUGGGUACGACACCGCCGCUCAUCGACCUGGGGCCAGGCGAUUUGCACAAUCCCUUCAAGGUUCAGGAACCGAGGAAGCGGGAGUCGCUUCAUGAGCAGAUGGUCGAGCGGAUCGCAAAGUCCAAUAAGGAGUCAUCUACAAAGGGCUUCACGGGCAAGGUCACGAAGACACCAGUCCCGAAGUUUCCCAGCAGCCCGCGUGUUUCAGGGGACCUCACGCCGGCAGCACAGAGGCUAUGGAGCUCGAUGGGGACCGCAAAGAACAAAACGCCCGGCAGCUCCUUUGGCAUAUCAACGCCAAUGCGACCCAGGGGCUCUUUACUGAAGGGCGUCACUACACCGAGUUCGCAGCGGAAGUGAAGGCACGCACGCCUGGGAAGAUGAUGAUGGCAUUUCACUGGCGUUUAACACGGUGCAUCCAGGGGCGCGGGUAGGGAUUGGGUGCAAUUUUUGGAUAGGGCGUUUACAUUGACACGGAUAUUAUAGACAGGGCUGCUAUGGACAGACACUUCUCGCGAGAGCGUCGAUAGAUGAUGGUGACAGAAUGCCGAGCUCCGGCGCGUCCGGGUUGCAUCAAGCUGCGGGCACACCCGAGCGUACUUCGUACUAGUCUUUUUUUCAAGCGUAUACCAAGAGACGCGAAUUCAUACUCUAAAGACGAUACCCUCUAGGGACCUGAAUCGGUCUAGCUCAGUAGAUUAGUACACAGACUUGGCUCAAGGAG
This is a messenger RNA of Purpureocillium takamizusanense, 1932 nucleotides long. RefSeq lists its product as uncharacterized. NCBI's taxonomy places the organism in Eukaryota, Fungi, Ascomycota, Sordariomycetes, Hypocreales, Ophiocordycipitaceae. Gene Ontology annotation, cellular component: catalytic step 2 spliceosome. The transcript has a single exon. The record is from RefSeq and is a predicted model, not a curated record. Bases 234 to 1568 code for a protein of 444 amino acids.